Messenger RNA from Condylostylus longicornis, 12853 nucleotides. It is a transcript of the gene Mical, whose product is annotated as F-actin-monooxygenase Mical. The record is from RefSeq and is a predicted model, not a curated record. The transcript is spliced from 17 exons. Bases 975 to 12596 code for a protein of 3873 amino acids. NCBI's taxonomy places the organism in Eukaryota, Metazoa, Arthropoda, Insecta, Diptera, Dolichopodidae. Gene Ontology annotation, molecular function: protein binding.
UCAGAACGGUAGCGAACGAUGACGAAAUUGUACGUUUUGUCGGCGGGCGUCAAAAAACUUUUAUAUUAGUUUGUAUUAUUAUUUCUUUUUUUUUUGUAACAAUAGAAAAGAAUUUUCACAAUUAAAGCACAAAAUUAAAAAAAAGUCUCAAAAUAAAUUCACGAUCGAAAACGAAUUAUAAAAAAAAAUAUAUACAUAUAUAAAAAUAAAUAUUUUGCACGGAAAAUAGUGUAUUUUAUUUUUGUUAUUUUAUUUGAAAUAAAAUAAUUGUGAUGAAUUGAAAUGAUGAAAGUUUGUGUUACAUCUUGCUUCGCUUGAUUUGCAUUUCUUUGUAAAUUUCAAUUUUUUUUUUCUUUUAAAUAAAAUGGGAUAAGUGACAAAAUAUUUUUUUAUUAAUUUGAGAAAAAUAUUUUUUUUAAAACUAAAAUUAAUAGGAAAAAACCUAUUGUAUGCUUAACAGUGCUUUGAAAAAUAAUUAUUUUUAAAUUGAAAGUGUUUUUAAAAGAGGAAAAAAAAAAUAAAAGUCUAGAAGGAAAAAAAAAGAGUUAAUAAUCAAUAAAGUAAAAAAAAAAAAACGAAUGUGUUUUUUGUUGUUGUUGCUUGUAUAAGUAUAUAAUAAUAUUGUAUUGAAAUUUCAAAAAAAUAUAUUAUUGAAAAAUAAAAAGAAAAAAACUAAUUAAUUUUUAGUGUUCAAUAAAUAAAGUGAAUGAAUAAAAUAAUAUAUUUACAAUAUUAUUGGGAUUAAUAUUAUAAAAUUACUAAGAAGUAGAAAUUUAGGUCCUACCAUUAUAAAAUUCUGAACAUUAGAAUUUUGUUCAGUUUAUUAGAAACUGAAAGCGAUAUAGGUACUAAGUGAAUAACACAAAAAUUGAUAUUCACGCAUGACAUUUUCAUUUGAUUUGGAUACGAAAUUGUAGCACAAAAAUUGUGUACGUGUUUUUGUCUUAAACGAGAUUUUAGUAAAAGAUUUCAAAAUGAGUAAAUCAACACAUCACAUAAAGCAACAGCAACAAAUGAUGUUGGAUGAGACAGCAUCAAUGGUCGCAGAAAUGUUUGAUCUCUUUUGUGGGGCGACAACAAUGAGACAAAUUUUGGGUCUUUAUCGUAAUAUUUGUGAUUCAUUAAAUUUAAGGCCAGGUCCGUUAAAUGAUUUUUAUCCAAAAUUAAAAUCAAAAAUACGAAGUUGGAAAGCUCAAGCUCUAUGGAAAAAAUUUGAUACAAGAGCACAACAUAGGGUAUAUUGUAAAGGAACUGCAUGUAAUGGAUCAAGAGUACUUGUAAUAGGAGCUGGUCCAUGUGGUUUACGUACAGCUAUUGAAGCUCAAUUAAUGGGAGCUAAAGUUGUUGUUGUAGAAAAAAGAGAUCGAAUAUCACGUAAUAAUGUAGUUCAUUUGUGGCCUUUCGUUAUUACUGAUUUAAGGAAUUUGGGUGCGAAAAAAUUUUAUGGAAAAUUUUGUGCCGGUUCCAUAGAUCAUAUAUCAAUUAGACAAUUACAAUGUAUACUAUUAAAAGUAGCUUUAUUACUUGGUGUUGAAAUACAUGAAGGUGUUUCAUUUAUAAAUAUUAUUGAACCAUCAGAUGGUUUAGGUUGGCGUGCCGAUGUAUCACCAGAAGAUCAUGCAGUAUCACAUUAUGAAUUUGAUGUGUUAAUUGGUGCUGAUGGUAAACGAAAUACAUUAGAAGGUUUCAAACGUAAAGAAUUUCGUGGUAAAUUAGCAAUAGCAAUAACAGCGAAUUUUAUUAAUAAAAAAACUGAGGCUGAAGCAAGAGCUGAAGAAAUAAGUGGCGUCGCUUUUAUUUUUAAUCAAUCAUUUUUUAAAGAAUUAUACCAAACUACAGGAAUAGAUUUAGAAAAUAUAGUAUAUUAUAAAGAUGAAACACAUUAUUUUGUAAUGACUGCAAAAAAACAUAGUUUAAUUGAUAAAGGUGUUAUAAUGCAGGAUUACAUUGAUCCAGCUGAAUUAUUAGCAUCAUCGAAUGUAAAUACAGAAAGAUUGUUAGAUUAUGCACGUGAGGCUGCCGAAUUUUCAACAAAAUAUCAAAUGCCAAAUUUAGAAUUUGCUGUGAAUCAUUAUGGUAAACCAGAUGUUGCAAUGUUCGAUUUUACAUCAAUGUUUGCGGCAGAAGCAUCAUCAAGAGUUAUAGUAAGAAAAAAUUAUAGACUUCUUCAGUGUCUCGUUGGAGAUAGUUUAUUAGAACCCUUUUGGCCUACAGGAUCUGGUUGUGCUAGAGGAUUUUUAUCAAGUAUGGAUGCAGCUUAUAUGGUUAAAUUAUGGGCAAAUCCACGAAAUAGUAUAUUAGGUGUUUUAGCACAACGUGAAAGUAUAUAUAGGCUUUUAGCUCAAACAACACCAGAAAAUUUACAACGUGAUAUUGGGGCUUAUACGGUAGAUCCAACUUCCCGAUAUCCAAAUUUAAAUAAAUCCAUAGUAACUGUUUGCCAAGUAAAACAUUUAAUUGACACCGAUGAUAAGAAUCUUUUAGAACAAUCUCAUAUGGAUGUAAACGCAUUUGUACCUGCAGAAACACCAAUGAGAAGAAAGAGACGUACUGGAGAUACAUUACCAUUGAGUGCUGUUAUAUUACGGUGGAUUAAAGCUCAAUUGCAUGCUCAUGAUUUUAUGCAAAAUAUAACAGAAGUAUCGGAAUGUUUCACCAACGGAAAAAUUUUAUGCGCUUUAAUUAACAGAUAUCGUCCGGAUUUAAUUGAUUUAAAUUCAAUUAAAGAUCUAACAGCAAUUGAAUCAAAUGAAUUAGCAUUUAAAAUACUAGAAACUGAUUUGAGUAUACCUCGUGUCAUGAGCUCAAAAGAUUCAAUUAAUUUAGAGAAUAUUGAUUCAAAAAUAUGGUUAAAUUAUUUGGAACAGAUAUGUGAAGUAUUUCGCGGUGAAAUACCACAUGUCAAACAUCCUAAAUUGGAUGUUUUUGAAUUACGUGAUAAAUCUGCUAAAGAUAAACAACAAGCAGCAGACUUUUCUCGUCUAUUAAAUCGUAACACAAAGAAAGCUAAAUCACCUAUGCAAGAGAUUGAUUUAACAGCAGGUGUCCAUAGGCGUAGUAUAUUAGAUGAAGAAAAAAUAAGAAGACAACGGAAGUAUGGAAGUGAUUCACCUGGUCAAAUGGACACUUCAAGGCGUGCUAAAAAAAGAAGAAGUCAAGAAAAAUCAGCUAAUAUAGAAGAAAGACAAGAGAGACUUAAAGAUAUUGAAGCAAAUCGACUUGAACGUCAAUCAAAACGAAAACAACAGCGUUACCAGCAAAAUUUAAAUUUUUACAAAAGUCUUCAUAUGCUUCAAGCCGGUCAGCUUUUAAGAGAAGGUCUAGAACAAAGACCAUUUGAAGAUUAUUCAAUUUAUAUGUAUCGUCAAAAUGCACCAGAAUUUAAUGAACGUGUUAAAGAACUUGAAAAAAAGUUAUUGUAUCCUGAUAGAGAACGUGGAAUUCAAUCAAGCUUUCCUCGAGGCGGCAACGAUAUUAAUUUUAGUGAUCGUAUUAAAUCAAUGGAACAACAAAUAACAUCAAAAGGUUCAGGAGUUACAGAAAAAAAGCCUAAAGAUUUAUUGCGUGCUAUUGGAAAAAUUGAUAGUAGUGAUUGGCAAAUACGUGAAAUUGAGAAAAAAAUGCAACAAUCUAAAAAAACUGAAACAACAGGGAAGUCAAGAGAAAAAGUACCAAAAUGGAGUAAGGAACAAUUUUUGGAUCGUCAGAAUAAGAUGUCAAAACCACCAAAUGAAGGAGAAGAGGAAACUGAUGAAAAAUUUAAAGAAAUUGAUGAAACGUUAAAAAAUCUAGAUAAGCAAUUAAAAGAUGGCUCUUUACUGGAAAUUGGUCAGCGUGGUAAAAACAAAGUUGCAUCAAUUGCAGGUCAAUUUGGCAAAAAAGAAGAUUCAUCCGAUGAAAAACAAUCACAACCUGUUGCAAAAUCUAAUUCAAAAGUAGCUUUAGUGUUCAGUAAGCAAACAACAUCAGAAAAGUGCCAUUUCUGCAAACAAACAGUGUACUUAAUGGAAAAAGUAACAACAGAAGGUCUUACGUUACAUAGAUCCUGCCUAAAAUGCCAUCACUGCCACACGAAUUUACGAUUAGGAGCUUAUGCUUUUGAUCGUGAUGAUCCUGAUGGUCGAUUCUAUUGCACACAACAUUUCAAAUUGCCGGCUAAAGCUGUUCGGCCUGUUGUUAAAAAAUCUAAACCAAAGAAACCAUUAGCCGAUACUACAAAUAUCGACAAAGAUGAUUUAAGACGCGGUCGUCCGGAAGCUGUUGCUCAAUUAGAUUUACUAGAUCGAGGUCAAACACCAGAACGAAUAGAAUUCGAAAAUGCUGAUGCAAUGUCUGAUGGUGAACCAUCCUUAGGCAAUAUAAUGGAUGAAAAUGAAUGGACUGAUCGUAACUUUGUCAGCGAUAGUGAUGAAUCAGAAUCAGAUUUAUCCAGUUCCGAUGAAUCAGAUGAGGAAUCGGAAUCUUUUGAUGAUCCCGAUGAGGGAUCACCCAUCGCGCAAACUUUACAAUUGGCAACCGAUUGGAUAGGUAAACAAAGAUAUAAUAAUGAAAGUGAUGACAGUGACAUCGACUUUUAUGAUUCCAGUGAAGGAAUGUUAGAUGAUGACGAUGCUGAUAGUCAAACGGAAGGUGAAGAAUUUAAAAAGGCUCGUGAAAUGAGGAGGCAGGAAGUAAAGUUACUACCUUUGCCACCAAAUUUGCCAACUGAUACAGAAACAGAGGCAGUAUCCAAUGCAGAUACCCAAUUUUGUAGUAAGAAUAAUAGUAAUGAAAAUAUAAAUACUAUUAAUAACAAUAAUAGUAAUAUCAAUAAUGAUAACAAUAAUAAUACUGAAAAUAAUAAUAAUAAUAAUAAUAAUAAUAAUAAUAAUAAUAAUAAUAAUAAUAAUAUUAAUAAUAUUAAUAAUAAUAAUAAUAAUAAGAAUAAUAAUUAUAAUAGUAAUAAUAAAAAUAAUGAUGGCAAUGUUAAUGUAGAAAAUAUUGUCAUCAGUAAUUAUUUAAAUAUGAAUCAAGGGGAUCAGGUUUUAUGUAAUUCCAACAAUGAAAAUGGAAUUCAAGAAGGCAAAAUUAUAAAUGAUAUUAAUGAUAACAGCAAUACAGUUAUUCGAGAUGAAAUAAGCUCUGCCAAUGAUCUUAAUGAGUUAGACCUACUAAAAGAAAUUGGAAAACUGCCGGAAAACAUUAAGAACUUCUUAGAGAAUUCACCUGAACUAAGUGGUGGAAACACUAUUGAAAAGAGUGAUAGAACUCUUCUCGCCAAUAACUCAGCAGAUCCUAAUAGUUCUAUUGCGUUGAGGAAUGCUUUAAAAGUUUUAGAACGAGAUAUGGGGAGCAAAUUAAAUACUGGAAUAGAUUCUUUGAACGAAAAACUUUUUCAGCUUCAAAAUAUUGUAAAAUUAAGUAAAGAUGUUGAAAAUAUUGAAAAGGAAAAUAUUGUGAAAAACGAUAUUAAAAAGAAACUUACUUUGAAAGAAAAAUGGCUGAGCGAUUUCAAUGCUAAUGUUGCUUUAAUGCAAAAUUCAAAACAUGACCAGAAUAGCAAACAUUCUCCAGAUAAUAAAGUUUCAAAAAUUGAUGAAAUAAAAAAUGAGUUAGCGCAAACACAAGAACCUAAAACAAAAAACAAAGAGGAAGCUAUUAAAAACAAGCUUGAUGAAAUUCGUAGAGAAAUUCAGGAAGAAAAACUCAAAGCGGCUGAAGAAGCUAAACUGAAAUUAUUAAAGGAAAAGGAAGCUAAACAAAUAGACUUAGAGGAAGAAGAUGUUUUUCUUGAUUGCGUAGAUAACGAAAAGUCUGAUCGGGAUUUUGAAAAUAUUUUAGAAUCCAUCGAAGAGCAAAGUGAAUCGUCUAAGAUAAAUUUUAGACCAAAAAUAAAAAAUUUAAAUGAUCAAUUAACAUCUGUUCUUGUGGAUGAUAAUGAUAAUAAUAAUGAAAAAGAAAGAUAUUUUGAUUUUCAGCAACUAAAGAAAAAAUUUAAUAAUCCAAAGUAUGAUCCUGAUAUUGGCCAGUUGUUAUAUGACAUUGAAAAUCGUUUUUCCCCACCAACGGAACGAAAAAUGAGUAAUGCAUUAAAAACAAUUGAAAAUCAAAGUUUUUCUGAUACUCGCGGGGCUAUAGCUUCUCAAAUAAGUACCCCUAAAAUAUCAAAACAAGCUUCUUUAGAUCUUUCAAAAUUCUUCCCUUCUCAAAAAUUGGAGAAAUCGGCUACUGUUGUAACAAAACAACCCCAGAAAACCUUAAAAGAUGUUGACUUAAAUAAAUAUUUUCCUAAAAGUCCUGUUCCUCAACGAAAAAAUAGUGUUACAAAUUGUUCGCAACCUGCUGGUGGUAUACGUAGAUCACAAACAGAAAAGACCAUUCCAGCUCUAUAUAAGCCAACAAUGAAAGAAAAAAUGGCUCAGGCUGCAAAAACUGCUAAAUUAUCAAACGAAUCUUUGGAUACUCCAUCAUCACCGAAACCCAAAAUUAAAGCUAAAAUUAGUUGUCUUCAAAAGCCAACUGCUAAGGAAAAGUUAAAUAUGCAGAAUGAAAAAAAUCUAAAUUCAGAAAAAAGCGAUAAUAAGUCAUCGGGCAAAGUUCAACCAUCUUCAAAAAUACCAGAACUCGUUAAAAAACCAAAACCAAAUAUAUUACACUAUAAACCCACAAUUAAAGAAAUAAUAGGUUCGGUUUCAAAUGAAAGCCAGACAAAUGAGGAUUUUAAUAUUUUUCAUAAUCAACUAGAUGGAUCUGAUGAUAUACUUGAAGAAGAUUCAAAAAAACAAAGCUCGUCAAGUAAAAAAAGUGUUAAGACAACAACGAAAAAUAAUGGAAAAACCGAAAAUGAAUCAAGGUCAUCUAAAAAGAAAACAUUAAAAAAUGUUCAGGAAGAAGUUCCACCAUUGAAGUUGAACAAAGAAAUAAAAAAAGCUGCUGAAAUAAAUGAAAGUGAAUUGGUAGAUUGUGACGACAAUAUUUUGAAUGAAAUUCUCGAUAAUGAUAAUGAUAAUCGUUCACCAAGUUUGGAAUAUCAAAGACUGUUCCAAGAAGAAAAAUCACCAAGCGAAGAUCUUUCCGAUAAAAUUGAAGCUAUACUUGAAAAUUCUAAUAUUGUUUGCAGAUCUGCUAAUAAAAAGAAAAUUACAUCAAAAGCACAAAGCUUAAGUGAAGAAGAGUUUAGAAAGAACCAAAAACUGCUCUUUAAAAUAAAAGAAGAAGGAGAUAGGUCUAAAAUGGAGGAUUCACUUAAAAGAUUUGGAUCACUUAACUUAGUGAAAAAAGGUAAUCUUAGCAGUGAUUCAAAAGAAAAAUUAAGUUUAAGCAACUCAUCAAUACAAAAAUCUACAGAAUCAAUUAAAUCCAAAAACUCCUUGUCAUCUUCUAAUUCUGAAGGGUUAAGUGAUUUAGAGAAAACUAUGGAAUAUUUGAAAUCUGGUUGGAAAAAUGAGGCUAGUUCAUUUUUACAGAAAAAACGGGAUAACUUCUUUUCUAAAACAAAUGAUAAACCGACUACAAAAAAAGAAGAAAAUAAUAAAGGUAUUCGAAAAAGUAAGACUGAAAAUUCAAGUUUAAAUAAAAAUAGUAAAAAUUUAAAAGCAAAAGAUGAAUCAAUUGAAACGAUUCAGAAAAAAGAGCAAAAUAAUGAUGGCAAAAAUUUGAAAAAAGAUCAAAAGAAAGGUAACGACAAUGAUAAAAAUGCUAAACCUGACAGUAGUUCAAAUUUGGAAAAGAGAGAGUUGUUAAAAAGAAGAUUGAGUGAUUCAAUUCGCCAAUCGCUAACUUCCGAUUUGCUAACCGAAACAGAUUUCGACAAUGUAAAUGUAGAUGAAAUUUUCAAUGAAAUUGUUGAGGAACUGAAAACCAAUUCGAUCCAAACUCCUGACAUUGACGAAUAUUUGGGAACAUCAAAUAGUCCAAAUGUUGAUAAAAAAAUAAAAGACAUUCUUUUUGUAAAAACGGAUGAAGCGGACUCCAAACCUUCCAAUAGUAGCAAAAAAAUUGAAGCAGGAAAGAUAUUUGACGUUAAUAGAGAAAACAAAACUCAAACUGAUUUUAAAACAGGACAAGAUUUAAACAAAACUACGCUUCGAGAAACAUCUAGUAAAACAACAGAUAUGUCGAAAUCGGAGCAACAUAAAAUCAGUGAUAUUAAGAGAAAAAGCACGGAAUCCGAAAAUCAAGGGAAUGUUAAAAGUAAGAAGCCUGAGCAAGAUAACCUAAAAGAAAAACAAAAUACUAAUGACAAUAGUUUACCAGAGACUAAAAAUAUAAUUCGUAAAGGCCCACCAGCGCCACCGCCACCUCCGCCCGCUCCUGCUUUACCUCUGUUAAACAAAAAAACCGAUAAUGAAAAUGCGCCAAAGGCAAUACCUUUAGCAAAUAUUAUUCGUCAAACAGCCGGUAAAGUUACUACUAAAAUGCUGCGAAAAGUACCUGCUCCCAAAAUUAAACCAGUUAAAUGGCUUUUUGAAAACGAGCCGUUUACAUUUAAUAUUAUUGGUAAGGAAUCAACUCCAAAGAAUAACGCCGAAAAGCAAAAUAAAACAACAAGUUCGAAUCAAGAACAAAACGAUUCAAAACCCAAAGAUUUAAAAGAAUGCAUUGAAGCAAUAAGGUCCAGAAGUCCAAGCCCAUCUUCUAUUCCUAACUCAAAGAAAAGUUCAACCGAUACUACAGAUAGCAUAGACAAAUUAUUCAGCCAGUUUCCAGAUGACAUGUUAGUUGAUGUUGAAUUUGAUUCUGAGGACGAAUUAGUAUCUAUAACUCCACUGGCUGUUAUAAAAAAGGUCAAUGACGAAAAUGUUGAUGAAACAUUUGAUAAUCUAUUCGGUGAAAGUAAAAUAACUGUAAAAGACAUUGAUAACUUUAAUGAUUUAUUAAAAGAGGUUUCACCUUCACUAGAAAAAGAAGAAACUUUAAAAAUACAAAAGCAAAAUAAUAGUCUUUCGGAAACUUCAAAGAUUUUAGAAUUUUCGCAAACAUUAAAAGAGUCAGAAAUAACUGGUAAUGCAAAUACAUCAAAUUCUGUUUCUAGUGCGUGUAUUAGUGGAGGUGACUUGCUGGUAUCUAAUAAUAGCGACAGUGCAAGAACAUCAGCGUCUAUUCCUAGUAUUUCUCCUAGCCCAGACUUACAAAUACAUGCUAAAGAAGUAAGUGCUAAUAAAGAGAUAUCGAAGGUAAAUUCCAUUACUCCAGAUGCUCCUAAAGCAAUUAAUAAUGCGAUAGUACCAAAGAUUACUGCUGCUAGUAUUUCUCCAAGUCCAGAAAUUUCAAGAAAACCAAGUACUACUAACGCAACACCAAAGAUUAAUGACAUUAAUGCUACUAAAGAAACACCGAAAGUAAAUCCCAUUACUGCAGAUGCUUCUAAAACAGUCGAUAGUUCGUCUGCACUAAAUACUCAAAAUUCUGGUAUAUCUACCUGUCCAGUUUCAGAAAAAGCAAGUGUUACUAAUACAACAUCAAAUAUAAACGCUCUUUCUGCUACUAAGGAACUGCCGAAGACAAAUUCAGUUACUUCAAAUGUUCCUAAAGCAGUUAAUAAUUCGACAGUACUAAAAUCUUCAGUUUCUAGUAUUUCUCCCAGUCAAGAUAGUUCAGGAAAAGAAAGUACUACUAAUGCAACACCAAAGACAAAUACUGCAACUGCUACUAAUGAAACCACGAAGGCAAAUUUUGUUACUUUAGAUGCUCCCAAAGCAGUUAAUAAUUCGACAAUAAUAAAAUCUCCAGCUUCUGGUGUUCCUCCUAGCCCAGAUUCUUCAGGAAAAGCAAGCACUACUAAUACAACACCAAAGACAAAUGCCGCUACAACUGCAAAGGAAACAUCGAAGUCAAAUUCCGUUAUUUCAGAUGCGUCUAAAGUAGCUGGUAGUUCGACAGUGGUAAAAUCUCCAGCUUCAAGUAUUUCCCCCAGUCCAGUUUUAGAAACAGCAAAUACUACUAAUACAAAACCAAAGGCAAAUAUUGCCACUGCUGCUAAGGAAACACCGAAGCCAAAUUCUGUUACUUCAAAUGCUCCUAAAGCAGCUGAUAGUCCGACAGCGCUAAAAUCUCCAGCUUCAAGUAUUUCUCCCAGUCCAGUUUUAGAAACAGCAAAUACUACUAAUGCAAAACCAAAGACAAAUGUUGCCACAGCUGCUAAAGAAACACCGAAGCCAAAUUCUGUAACUUCAAAUGCUCCUAAAGCAGCUGAUAGUCCGACAGUGCUAAAAUCUCCAGCUUCAAGUAUUUCUCCCAGUCCAGUUUUAGAAACAGCAAAUACUACUAAUGCAAAACCAAAGACAAAUGUUGCCACUGCUGCUAAGGAAACACCGAAGCCAAAUUCUGUUACUUCAAAUGCUCCUAAAGCAGCUGAUAGUCCGAUAGUGCUAAAAUCUCCAGUUUCAAGUAUUUCUCCCAGUCCAGUUUCAGAAACAGCAAGUACUACUAAUGCAAAACCAAAGACAAAUGUUGCCACUGCUGCUAAGGAAACAACGAAGCCAAAUUCUGCUGCUUCAAAUGCUCCUAAAACAACUGAUAAUCCAAAGUCUUCAGGUUCUAGUAUUUCUCCCAGUCCAGUUUCAGAGAAAGCAAGUACUACUAAUGUAACACAAAAGACAAAUGCCAUCACUACUUCUGAACUAACUAGUAACUCCAAAACCAAUUCUGACAAAGACACUGUUUCUUUUCUUGAAGACAAUAAUAAACCAGGAAAAACUGAAGAAACAGAAAAUAAAUUUCCGCAAAAACCACCUCGCAAAAAUAAAACAUCUUCCAGUUCUAGCCCAGAUUCAAGUAAUAUUCUAGCUAAGGCAAAGGAAGUGGCAAAAAUCACUGAAGAAAUGCCGCCUUCUAUACAAGAUUUAAUGGAAAAUUAUCAUAAAGAAAUAAUUGAUAAUAGAAAUAUUAUAAUAAUUCCUGUUGAAAAUGCUCCAUCACUAACAUUCCCCGCUAAAUUUAUUGAUGCUGAUUUUGAAGAUAUUAAAGAAAAUAAUAAAAAUUUGAAUGAGAAAUUAGAAAAAACAAAUGGAAGCAAUUUGAAAAAAGAAACUGAGGAAAAAGUUAAUCAAAGAUUGAAAUCAGUUAAAGAUUCCAAAGAUACAAAACAGUUUGUUUUACAGGAAAAAAAUGAUAAAGACACUAAAUAUUCAAAACCAAGGAAUUCUCUUACAUCUAAUGAUAUUUCUGCACCUUUACUGAUCUCAAAAAGUUCAAUAGGAUCUCUAGAUAAUGCAGAAGUGGACAACAGAAAAGUAAGUGACAGCUUUAGACGCACAUCAUCUCACAAUUUACAAAAAUCUCCUGAUGUAUUGAUUGAUUCUAAAGAUUCUACAAAAGUAAUACAAAAAGAACAAUUAUCUCUUAAUAUAGAUAACUUAAAAGAAACUACGACAACACUUUCAAAGGAAAAAGAAAACAAAAUUAUUUCAAAGCCUGAAACAAAUAAAGUAUUUGAAAAAAUUGAAAAUAAAUUGAGGAGAAAAUCUAAUGAUGUAGCUGAUAAACAAAACGAUGAUUGGAAAAUAAUUGAAAAACUAGAAAAAGAAAGAUUAAUAGCUUUACACAAACGUGAUGAAGUCUACGCAAAUCAAAACCAAGAUUCGUUUUAUGCAACACCUUCUUCAAGAUUACAAAAACAAACAUCACAAGAAUCGCAUAUAUUACAACUAUCACCAACAACAACUAGCACAACUGACGUACAUGAAUCAGCUCUGUCUAAGCCUUCCUCAGAUUUGGAAUUAAAUCAAACAUCAUUACUUGAAAGAAGAACUAGUGCUUCACUAUUAGAUGAUAAAGGUGAUUCAAGUGUUACGAAAACAAUGGCCCAAGAAAACAAUAAACCUGAAGAAUCUGAAGUUAGCUUUGAUAUCAAAAAUCCAAAAAUAGAAUCUUUGAAAAAGCAAAAGUGGUUGUCAUCAGACAAUCUUGAUAAAAAGCCUUGUUGGCCCGGUUUGGAAGAUGAAGAUGAUAUAAUUGAAAAUCAAUUAAAUAAAGCAAAAAGCUUAACUCCACAUUCCAGUGAAGUGGAAAUGCCAAUAAAAUCUAAUAUACCAAAAUCAUCUAAUGAUUCUUCUGUUGAUAGAGGAACUCAAUUACUCUUAGAAAGAAGUCAAUGGCUAAGAGAAAAAAAAAGAGAUUUCAUGGAUGAAAAGAAGGGUUGCAAUAAUCCUUAUAUAAGAAAAAUGAUUGAUUCGGAUAGGACAUAUCACGUAAGAAAUACUUAUGAUGAAAGCGAUAAUGAUGAAGAUCUAAUGGAAUCGUAUCGCCCUACACCACGUAAAUAUUUUCCAACUUCGUCAACGACAAGAUCUUCAAGCAGCGGACGACGUUAUAAUACUAGCACAUAUAUACCAAAUAGUACUAGUACAUACACAACUUCCGCUUAUAAUCCUACUUCAACUAGUUAUAUGCCAAGUACAAGUGGAUACAAUGCCACCAGUUCUUAUUAUUAUCCUAGUUCUAGUACUUAUUAUAACAGUGGUGAAGAUUAUCAUACUUCUAGAUUACCAAAUUACAGUAAUUCCCGAUAUACAAGUCCAUAUAGUAGUUCGACUGGUUAUAGUAAUUCACGAUCGUAUAAUGAUUAUUCUAAACGUAGUCCGUCCAACACAAAAGACUCUUGUCGACUUUCAUAAAACUUAAUUCGUUAACAAUAAUAAAUAAACAACAGAACAAAAUAAUCAGAUGUUGUAGUUUUACAUUUAAGUUUUCAUCUUUCCAAAAAUGUAAUUUAAUUUCCAAAAAUCGUUAAUUAUUUUUUAUUGGUAUUAAAUCUAAUUUUUUUAAAGUCCUCUUUAUUUAAAUAAAUAGAGUCAAAUAUAAUUAUAGUUUAUUAAUAAUGUUUAUAGUUGUAAUAAUAAAAAUAAUAAUAACUAAUAAGAAUAAUAAUAAU